GCGAGCCGGGAGGAAAAGCCGAGUUCCGGUGGCUGUGCUAGAUUUGACCUGGUGCCGCCGCCCCUCCAGGGACCCGGCUAGGGUGCUGCGGGAGCCCCUCGAGGAGGCCAGAGGCCAAGCAUGGGGAAGAGCUGUAAGGUGGUCGUGUGUGGCCAGGCAUCUGUGGGCAAAACCUCAAUCCUGGAGCAGCUUCUGUAUGGGAACCAUGUAGUGGGCUCUGAGAUGAUUGAGACACAGGAGGACAUCUACGUGGGCUCCAUCGAGACGGACCGGGGGGUGCGGGAGCAGGUGCGCUUCUACGACACGCGGGGGCUCCGCGACGGGGCCGAGCUGCCCCGACACUGCUUCUCCUGCACCGAUGGCUUUGUCCUGGUCUACAGCACGGACAGCCGGGAGUCCUUCCAGCGUGUCGAGAUGCUCAAGAAGGAGAUUGACAAGUCCAAGGACAAGAAGGAGGUCACCAUCGUGGUCCUUGGCAACAAGUGUGACCUGCAGGAGCAGCGCCGCGUAGACCCGGAUGUGGCGCAGCACUGGGCCAAGUCGGAGAAGGUGAAACUCUGGGAAGUGUCGGUGGCCGACCGCCGCUCCCUGCUGGAGCCCUUCAUCUACCUGGCCAGCAAGAUGACCCAGCCGCAGAGCAAGUCCGCCUUCCCCCUCAGCCGCAAGAACAAGGGCAGCGGCUCCUUGGAUGGCUGAGGGGCUUCCCUUGCCACUCCCCUUCCCA
Molecule: messenger RNA, 724 nt
Organism: Sorex fumeus (smoky shrew)
Lineage: Eukaryota; Metazoa; Chordata; Mammalia; Eulipotyphla; Soricidae
Gene: NKIRAS2
Product: NFKB inhibitor interacting Ras like 2
Exons: 4
Coding region: 121-696 (191 amino acids)
Biological process (GO): canonical NF-kappaB signal transduction
Molecular function (GO): GTPase activity; GTP binding
Source: RefSeq, a predicted model, not a curated record